CAUCUGAUACGGUGACACAAGACAUCAGCUGAGAGGAUGAUGCUGCAGCUGAUGACGACGUCACUCGGCUAGUCGCACACGCGUCGAACGUCAACACAACAAACAGGACAACGUACGACACUUUAUUGGAGGAUGGCGUUCGUGAAAAGCGGAUGGCUGCACAGACAAAGCACUAUCUUGCGGCGCUGGAAGAGGAACUGGUUUGACCUCUGGUCAGAUGGACGUCUGGUCUUCUACGAUGACCAGCAGCGGCGGGACAUGGAGGACGAGAUCCACAUGAAGGUGGACUGCAUUAACAUCCGCAAUGCCAGCGCAUGUAGAGAGCUCACGCCUCCUGAAGGCAAAAGCAAAGACUCCCUCCUGCAGAUCGUCUGCCGGGACGGCCGGGUCAUCAGCAUCUGCGCAGACAGUGCAGACGAUGCUUUGGCUUGGACCAUGGCACUCCAGGAUGCCAGACUCAACGCUAUUGUGCCGCCGCCUCAGGUUGGUUUUGCAGAGGACGUCGUAGCAUCAGCUCCUCCCCCCUAUUCUGAAUUAAACACAACUCCUCAGGUUUUCUAUCCUGAUGGAUAUGGGGGUUAUGUUCCUCAUCCUCCGCCUUAUGCCACACAGAUGGUUUACUCCGCAGAUGGCCAGCAGUAUGCAGUUGCCUACCCGUAUCAUUAUCAAGGAGGAUACGCACCUGGUGUCAACCGAGUCAUAGUUCAGGAGCGCCGGCGUGACGACACAGGUGAUGUAGCUCUGGGGAUGCUGGCCGGUGCUGCCACGGGAUUGGCCCUCGGCUCUCUGUUUUCUGUAUUCUAAUGUGUUUUUGUGAACCCAGCCCAACCCCACCUGACCUACAGCAAAAGAAACCCUUCCCAUGUUGUUUUAACUUAGCCUUUAUGCCUCGUAAUGCGCAGGUCUGAUAAUGUAGCCGGGCUGGGUGAAUAUUCAUUUACUUUUCUGUAUUUGUCUUUGUACCAAAGCUUAUUUACUUUUGAUUAGGCACCAACAAAUGCGUUUGCUUUGCAAAUUUAAUCUUUAGCAUACAAAGAGAUACACUAAAAUAUUUGUGGCUGGCCUUAAGAUAAGAAUUAUCAGUUAGGUUUAUAGAUCAGCCACUGUUUAGAAACACAAACUGUGGAUUGUUGAGUCUAAAAAUGGGUCGAUUUUAUACUUGCGAUGCCCGGUUGAGAAAUGACACAGGCCUUGAUGAAAUAAAUGAUAGGCAAGAAGCUUUUCCUGUUAUUUAUAAUUAGAAAUUAAACUUGUUUUUAGUGUCGUUUGCUGCUGCAAAGUCAAAAUUGUGCUGAAUUAAAUAUUUUGUGACACUUUCGGUUAAAAGGAAUAGUUCUCUCAAAAAUAAAAAUUCUUUUUUUUUUUUUUUUGGCAUAAAAUUUCAGUUUUAUUGUAGGGGAAACAGGACACGGAGAUUAUAUAUUUAUGUACACACACAGAAACAUAUGUAUGUUUCAUCAAUUAAAAAAACAACAACACAUUAAUAUAUAUAUGUAUAUGAAUAUUCAUUUGUCUGUUUUGUUUUUAACUGAUGAAUAUAUAUAUAUAUAUAUAUAUAUAUAUAUAUAUAUAUAUAUAUAUAUAUAUAUAUAUAUAUAUAUAUAUAAUCUUGAAAAUAAACCAUGAAUUGUUAUUGCAUGGCAAGCAGCAGCCUGAACAUGUUGUUAAAAAUUGUCUUUAAAAAUAAUGUGAAUUCAAGAAGUUUGAGGGUAAUUAAAUGACAGAAUUUUCAUUUUUGUGCGAAAUAUUCAUUUAAAUCGAAUUCGACGAAAAACCCAUAAUAAUACUGAUGGUGACGAUACAUGAUUAAUACUGUGAUGGAGAUUGUGAUGUAAUUCAGGAAAAUUUAAAAAAUGCGUCCUUAAAUCUACUGCACCUUUUCUAACAGUUUUUUCCUUUCUUUGCCUUUUGUUUGUUUUUGUUUUUUUUGCGGCCUUCAUUUUACUCAUUUUAUUGUGUUUGUUUAUAUUCAGUGUUAUCAAGUAUUUGUCCCUAUUUUUGUGGAGACUUUACACUUUCUUUGAGAUUUAUUUACUUUGAAAAAUGUGAUUGAUUUUAUCUUGAUCUCUGAUUCUGUGUGUGUGUGUCUUUUUUUUGAGAAUUAAUACAAAAUGUAAAAUAUUAUUCACAAUGUUUGUGACGGGAUGUGAUAAGGGAAACUUGAGGAUCGGAUCGAUGUGAUUGCUUACAUAAUUAUAUAAUGAUUUAUUCUUUACUGUACUUUGACUUCGUUGUGUUUACAUAACAGGUAUAAUCAUGAGUGUAUACGUAAUCAUAAUCAUAAUGCACACUAGAAGUAUCAGUGGAUUUCAGGUCUUGGUUUAAAUUAACACGGGUCCUUUGUUUUUAAAUGUUUUGUGAAAUGGACUAGUGAUUCAGAAAAAUGAAAAUUUUCAUCUGACACCUUACUUGAUGCUAAUAUCUAUUUUUUUUUCUCUCUCAAUCGGUUUGCUGUUUGAACCUCAAAAAACUAUUUACAUGUUAAUAUAUACAGUGUGUUAUUUAUAAACUAUUAAAAUAA
Carassius gibelio (silver crucian carp) is the source of this 2521-nucleotide messenger RNA. Its product is annotated as pleckstrin homology domain-containing family B member 2. The transcript has 8 exons. Gene Ontology annotation, biological process: regulation of cell differentiation. Gene Ontology annotation, cellular component: membrane. NCBI's taxonomy places the organism in Eukaryota, Metazoa, Chordata, Actinopteri, Cypriniformes, Cyprinidae. The record is from RefSeq and is a predicted model, not a curated record. Bases 133 to 804 code for a protein of 223 amino acids.